GUUUUGUAAGGUGAAACGUGUUGAAAGAGCUAACAUGGCUGGCUAGCCUAGCAUGGAUAGCUUGCUACCGACAGUUUACCUUCACUGAGCGGUGUGACACAUCGAAAGUCUCGCAAUAGUCAUGUUUCGUCCAGUCUGAAGAGUCCUUCAGCUCAGGUCUGGCGCUCCGUUUCGCCUCUUUGAUCCUUUUCUUACUUUUAUGGUUCAUUCCUGCGAAUUUAGGCACUUGAGCUAGCUAACUAGACUGGGGUGCAUAGACAAACACAUUUGCUAGCUUAACUUGCUAGUAACUAUAUUGAAGCGAACGUUAGUUGAGUGGCUAGUCUUUAUUUAAAGUUAAACGGUAAGCAACUCCAUACGAGUACUUUGUUGGUGUUACUGAAACACGACACGUUGGCCUUAAAAAUAAAAUGUUCCUCUAAGCGCAAUUUUAAUAGCGAGGAGGAAGCUGCCCGGAUGAAAUUAGCUAAGCAGCUAACUACAACAACGCUCUUGCAACCAAACCCGGGGUCCCUACCAUUUGAAGCCCGCCCACCCAGUGAGCCGUAGGAAGCUCGUUGGUCACAUAUAAGAGCGAGCCAUAAAACCGAUUGGAUAAAAUGUCAAAUACGCCUUCCCACCAGUGAUUAGCACAUGUCAUUGGCUGUAUACGUUCUAGGUUUUCCCGUCCUCCAGCAGAGUCGCAAGCGUGUCUGUUUUUUAGAAGAGAAGGGUUUUAUGAUAGUAAACGUAACGUUUUACCACUGAAUUGAUUUACUAACUCUCACUUUCACAAUUGGGAUGGUAAAUGGAAAACAGAGCAACUGAGAUGUCCAACAUCGUGCAGAAAUCGUUCACAUUCGAAGACCCGAAGCAAUCACUGAAUGUUUCCAUCCCUGAGGUCCUUGACCCACAAUAUGGGAUGCAUGUAUGGCCCUGUGCAGUGGUAUUAGCACAAUAUGUGUGGACACACAGGGAAGAGCUGAUGCACAAAACAGUGCUAGAGCUUGGGGCUGGCGUGAGCUUACCUGGUGUGGUGGCAGCAAAGUGUGGGGCACAAGUGAUCUUGUCAGACAGUGCAGAACUUCCACUGUGUCUGGAGAACUGUAGGCGCACCUGUGAAGUGAAUGAACUGCCCAAUGUGCUUGUGGUGGGUAUUACCUGGGGAGAAGUCUCCCCAGACCUUCUGCUCCUCCCGCCAUUAGACAUCAUCUUGGGAUCAGACGUUUUCUAUGAGCCUCAAGAUUUUGAAAAUGUCCUGGUGACCAUCUCCUUCCUCUUGAGAAAAAACCCUGAGGCCCAAUUUUGGACAACUUACCAAGAGAGAAGCGCCGACUGGUCCAUAGAGGCAUUGCUGCACAAAUGGAACUUGAAGUGUCUCAACAUUCCACUGGAGAAAUUCCAUGCCAACAAAGAUCAACUAGCUGGGUCAACACUUCCUGGAAGCCAUACUGUACAAAUGAUUAUAACUGACAAGGAAAGCUGAAUGAGAGACUAUUGUCAAUUUACCCUUCAGUUACUACCAGCAAGGCACAUUCAAAGUCAAAUAGUCAAGACGCAAUACAAGAUCAAUGGUUCAAAACUCAAUGAAUUAUAAAAUAGCUUAAGUUGUAGUGUUCUGUUAAAGUUAAUAAAAUGAUAACCCAAAUGUUUUUGAAGACAAUUUUUAUUAGCUUUCACAUUGGACACCUAUACAGACUCUUGCAAGGGGGGAAAGGAAUGCACAAAGGGCAAGACAGAAUGCAUUAAACAAAAUUAGCACACCAUACUUAGUGCUCUGAAUAAAAGAACAUUUAAACUUGUUGAAAGACAGGCAUUCUACCGAUGGUGAAUUUGUAGCAAUCAUUUAAGUUGGCCACCAUCACAGCAUUGUAGCCACAGGGGCAUUCCGGAGAACACUGGAAACAGCCAAGCACUGCAACACGCCACCUUAACAGCUAACCAGCAAUACUCAACUGCUACACAACUGCGCCUAGUGCACAAAAAAUACAGGAGAGAAGAUUAGAGUCACAAUGAAAUGAAACAAAGCUACAUAGCAAAGUUGACCUGCAAGUAAAUCCAUGCCUGGUUCUUUGCAUACUUAUUCUAAAAGCCCUAUCCAUUUGAACUUCUAACAGCCAACCCUAUAACAACUGUCUUCAUGAAACCCAAAA
Molecule: messenger RNA, 2132 nt
Organism: Oncorhynchus kisutch (coho salmon)
Lineage: Eukaryota; Metazoa; Chordata; Actinopteri; Salmoniformes; Salmonidae
Gene: mettl23
Product: methyltransferase 23, arginine
Exons: 5
Coding region: 788-1465 (225 amino acids)
Cellular component (GO): nucleus; cytoplasm
Source: RefSeq, a predicted model, not a curated record